CGCCCUCGGUGGUUGUUUGCGUGACAAAGUCGCCGGAGUGCAGUCGUGUAUUUUCAUCUCAGCAUCGCGUUUGUUUUGCAGAUAACAGUGAUUGUUGAUAAAAAGUAUCGCACCUAGACCAGCAGUUUGAAUCGCCUUACAUUAUCUAUAUAUUCUAUUUUUCAAUAAACCUUAAACAUCGAGCCUUUGUGUGCGGGAUAAAAAGUCUUGCAGCUCACGGCACAUACGCGAAGUAGAAGUAUACACCGUACGCAAAAUGCCCGCAACAGUGCAGAACGUCUCAGGGGAUAGUGAUAAACAUAGCAGUGAUACGACGGCUGUUCAAUUCUACAACGACCACGUUUUCAGUGCUGGAGGUGAUGGAAAAGUAAAGGUAUGGACUAAAGAUUUACGACUGGUCAAAGAGCUUACGCCUCAUGAGGCUUACAUUUAUGCGAUGGUAAUCGAUUCGAAAGGCCAGCUCUAUACCAGCAGCUGCGACGGUACGAUCAAGUGCCUUACGAGCCCGCUCACCAGUGACGACUGUAAGGAACUGCUCAAAUGCAAGGAUGAGAUCGAAUGUCUGUUCGUCGAUCCGAAGGAUAAUCUGUACAGCGGCGACGAUAAGGGCAUCAUUACGAUGUGGAUCGAUCAACGCAUCAAGUAUAAGUUCAAUGUGGUCGAGCAGGUACGCUCGAUGGCCAUACAGAAGAACAUAAUAUACUCGAUUCGAGAUAACGAUCUGACCGUGACGGAAAUCAUCGAAGGAUCCGCUUCGGGUCGCUUCAUGACGAAGGCGUCCAUCCCCGGCAGAUGCCCGGUGCGGCUGUGCGGCGGUUGUACUGAGGAUGGAGUUUACCAAAAUGUAGCUAUACUCACGCGAGAUGGGUUGGGUAUCACGAUGAUUCGAAAUAGCAAACAGGAACAGUAUCCUGUAACAUGGACCAAAGAGAAUGCCCAUAACAUGAUAAUCAAUGCCAUGGCGGCGAAGGAUGAGUACCUGUACACUGCAGGCUACGGCGGUAUAAUCAAGCAGUGGUCAGAGCUGGAUGCUAAACAACCGAAACUGACCGGCGAAGUUGUAGUUGGUUCUAAUGGCAUUUGCAUUAACGCUGUCGCUAUGGGCGCGGACAAAACACACUUGUAUGCCGGAUGUAGCGACGGAACAUUGCAGCUCGUAGCAUUCGACUAAAGCUUCCCCGUCGAGCGAUGCCAUUUGGUGUGCAUUUCAUCCGUUUAGCGUCGAGAUGGCUUGUGCCAUCGGAAUGCGAAAACGUAGUCAAGCUGGUUGGGUAUAUGCUUGCCUAUUAAUUGCCACCUACCUACUCGAACCUAUUGCCGGUCGUAAGCUAGUCGAGCAGCCUUGUCGAUGUCGGCGAUUGCUAAACAAUGAACCGAUAGGUCGCUUCCAAAAGUAAAGCGUGUAUAGUUUUUCCUGCAUUAAUUUAUCGUUUACCCAGGGGAGCCAAAGAAAUCAUGUACUAGAAAGCAAAAGGUACCAAAGUUCAAACGGUUUGCGGUGGAAAUGUUUGCAAAAUAAAUACAAACUGAUAAAUGCCAUUUUUAAAAGCGAA
This is a messenger RNA of Anopheles arabiensis, 1553 nucleotides long. RefSeq lists its product as uncharacterized. The transcript has 3 exons. Gene Ontology annotation, molecular function: protein binding. The coding region runs from base 257 to 1171 and encodes 304 amino acids. The record is from RefSeq and is a predicted model, not a curated record. NCBI's taxonomy places the organism in Eukaryota, Metazoa, Arthropoda, Insecta, Diptera, Culicidae.